CCCAUUCAUCUCUGCGUGUAGGCAUUGCAUGCGGUGUCGUACAUGUCGCGCCCAAGUAUCCCGAUACUCGCAUUGCUAGGAACCAUGGUAUGCGUCAGAGGGCUGUGUGCCCUGGCUCGAAGCGCUUUGAGUUUGCAGCUCUCGUGCCGUGUCAAAUCGACCGUCGAGGCAAUAGCGAUGUUGACCGGCUGGGAAGCCCGCGACAGCCCGUGUCACGACAAGAGAAAGCGGGAAGAUGCAGUCCGAGUCGCGUGGUUCUCUGCCGCCACAGUCGGCAUUGGCUGCGGCACAGCGGUGCAUAUUUGGAAGGGUUUGUCAUUCGUCACAUCGAGGCUCUCCAUUCUUUUGCGCUCCCUCCGUACUUACAUCGAAGCAGGUGAAGUUGAUUCUUUUACGCCAAUGAGACUGUUCGCCUGA
Molecule: messenger RNA, 417 nt
Organism: Phanerochaete carnosa HHB-10118-sp
Lineage: Eukaryota; Fungi; Basidiomycota; Agaricomycetes; Polyporales; Phanerochaetaceae
Exons: 1
Coding region: 43-417 (124 amino acids)
Source: RefSeq, a predicted model, not a curated record